AUGAGCUGUCAGAGGACCAGUCAUAAGCGGCUGUCUCUGCUAUGGGGGGGGGCUCUCAGCCUCUGGCUCUGCUGCUGCUGGAGCUCCGGGGCCGCCGCAGGGCCAGGAGACGGUGGCCCCGGGCCCCUGGGCUGGCUGCUGUCCGAUAAAGGGCCCUUCCAGCAGGCGGUGGAGUUCACGGAGGCUGCGGAGAGGUACCAGCAGGGCUUCAGCACCCGAUACAAGAUCUACAGGGAGUUCGGUCGAUGGAAGGUCAACAGCCUGGCGGUGGAGAAGCGGGAUGGUUUGGGUGGCAGCGGGGGCCUGGCUCUGCCCCUCGACCCCGACUUCAUGCACACCAUCCGCCAGCUGGGGAGGCGGCCCACCCUCCAGACCAUUACUGAGAGUCUAAUCAAGAAAUAUGGCACCCACCUCCUCCUCUCCGCCACUCUCGGAGGGGAGGAGUCUUUGACAAUAUUUGUGGACAAAAGGAAGCUCAGCCAGGAGUCUUCGUCGGCGGGGGGCGAUGGCAGCCGUAACAGCAACAGGAACUCCAACACGUCGGGGACGGUGACCCUGGAGGCCCUCCACCAGCUAGCCGCCUCCUACUUCACGGACAGAGAGAGCACACUGCGCAGGCUGCACCACCUCCAGAUCGCAUCCACCGCCAUCCGGGUGACAGAAACCAGAACCGGGCCGCUCGGAUGCAGCAACUAUGACAAUCUGGACACAGUCAGCUCUGUUCUCGUUCACAGUCCAGAAAACAAGGUUCAACUGCAAGGGCUGCAGGUCAUCCUACCGGGCUACUUGCAGAGCAGCUUCAUUCAGGCGGCUCUCAACUACAUCGGCUGUAAAUCUGAGGGCCAUUUUGUGUGCCAAAGCAGCGACUGCUGGUGUGAGUGCAGCGCGGACUUCCCCCAGUGUAACUGUCCUCUCUCUGACCUGCAAAAUUUGGAAAGCAACCUGCUGCGCUUCAGAGACAAUCAGAGGGUUACUUACCAGGAGUUUGAAGAAUCAGAGGAGUUCCAAAGCUUUGUUGGGAAACUGCCAACCCAUUACGCUGUGAACACAUCUGUGGUGGAACACAUGUGGAGGACGGACGGCAGCCUGCUGCAGCGCCACCGGCAGCUGGAGGCCGGCAGCAGCCAGCUCCUGGCCAAAGCCCGCCGCACCGUUAACAAGCUCUUCAGCCUCAGCAAGAGGUGCCGAAAACAGCCCAAAAUAGUCCUGCAUAGGGCGAGGCCUCUGCACUUCUGGUUGAGCUACUCCCUCUCCAUUUUAUACUGCAGCGAGAACCACCAGGUUGGUGUUUACAGUGAUGAGAGCCGCAGCUGCUCCUGCCCCUACUCCCACCCCCCAUGCCAGGGCCUCAUUCCCUGCUCUGUGGGCGACGGUACCCGCUGUGCCUCCUGCUCUGCGGAGAACAGGACCCGAUGCUCCAGCUGUAACCUCGGCUUCACCCUCACCCAGGGAGCCUGCCGCCCUGCCGUGCCCGACCCUACGGACCCCUACCUGGGGUUAGAAAGCGACCGCGACCUGCAGGAUCUGGAGCUGCGCUUCCUGCUCCAGCGGCGCGACCCCCGCAUUGCUCUGCACGGCGUGUUCGUGAGCAACGACGUGCGGGUCAACACUUGGUUCGACCCAUCGUGGAGGAAAAGAAUGCUGCUCACCCUCAAGAGCAACCGGGUGAAGUCCAACCGCGUCCAUGUGCUGCUUGGACUGGCGCUGCAGUUUUGCCUCACCAGAAACAGCACUCUGGAGCCGGCGUUGUCUCUGUUUGUGAAUCCUUUCGGGGGCAGUCAUUCGGAAAGCUGGACCAUGCCUAUAGGUCAGCACGGAUACCCUGACUGGGAGCGAACCAAACUGGAUAUCCCCUUGGACUGCUAUAAUUGGACUUUAACUCUUGGAAACAGAUGGAAGAGCUUUUUUGAAACGGUACAUUUCUACCUGAGGAGUCGCAUUAGGGACCCCGCGGGAGCCAGCAAGAACACCACGGUGUACUACGAGCCUCUGGAGGCCAUCGAGCCGUUGAAUAACAUCGGCUACAUGAAAGUGAACAGCAUGCAGCUGUUCGGAUACAGCGUGCACUUUGACCCCGAGGCGAUCCAGGACCUGAUUCUGCAGAUAGACUACCCGUACACUCAGGGAUCACAGGACUCGGCCCUGCUGCAGCUCGUGGAGCUGCGCCUAAGGGUUAACCGGCUCUCGCCCCCAGGGGCCCCACACGUGGAUCUGUUUGCCUGUCUGCUCCGCCACAGGCUCAAACUGUCGAGCGCGGACGUGACCAGGAUACUCACGGCCCUGCAAGCUUUCAGUGCCAGGCAACCAAACCACACGGAGUACGAGGCGAACAAACUGUGUAGUUAAGGGCGAUUCUUUUGAUGUUUUGUACUAUUUCCUCUUGCCACAGAUAGGCCUGUAUCCUCUGUCAGCUGGAUCCAUUUGUGUCAAGUGUGUGGUAUGUUGUUCAAGGCUUUGUUGUACAUACACUAUGUGCAAUUAAAUUUGAUGUUUUCAUAA
This is a messenger RNA of Trematomus bernacchii (emerald rockcod), 2499 nucleotides long. Its product is annotated as BMP/retinoic acid-inducible neural-specific protein 3-like. The record is from RefSeq and is a predicted model, not a curated record. NCBI's taxonomy places the organism in Eukaryota, Metazoa, Chordata, Actinopteri, Perciformes, Nototheniidae. Gene Ontology annotation, biological process: negative regulation of mitotic cell cycle; positive regulation of neuron differentiation.